This is a messenger RNA of Aspergillus nomiae NRRL 13137, 2907 nucleotides long. RefSeq lists its product as uncharacterized. Gene Ontology annotation, molecular function: microtubule binding. Lineage: Eukaryota; Fungi; Ascomycota; Eurotiomycetes; Eurotiales; Aspergillaceae. The transcript has 3 exons. Bases 1 to 2907 code for a protein of 968 amino acids. The record is from RefSeq and is a predicted model, not a curated record.
AUGUCGCGCGAGCAUACCGCGAACAGCUUCGCGUCCUUCGGCUCGGACUUCGACCUAGAGCACGAAGCUUUCGCGUCCACCAAAGAAGUCGGCCACAGUCCAAAGCUUCCAGAUAUGAAGGACAGCCUUGGAAAGUCCCGACGCGAAUCUGGUCAUGAAGAAGAACCCGACUACGCCAUUAACUCCUCCAUGCUGGAACGCUACUUCCCAGAGUUCUCGCAGGCGGGUUCAUCGGAGGAAGACGAUCUCCCUGAGGACGAUGAGUUCUCUGUAGAGGUCGGUCGGCCCGCAAAACCCGCGCGUCGUCUAGAUGAUUCGCGGAAUUCGUACAUGAGCAUCGAAAACAGUGUCCGAUCUUCGUCGCCCGCCGUGAGACUCGACUACCCUACCUUUACUCCCCAGAAGCCGGCCACGCGCAACACGCGCAGAGCAGCUAGUGAGAACCUCCGCAAAGAUGCUCAACUGAGACGGGCAAGUCUCGCUCAAAAAGAAAACGUCGACCCGCACACUUCUAAACCCAAGGCGAGCAGCCAACGGCGGACGCUAUCCGACAUGCAUGCAAAGGUACGCGACUCUUAUGAUGGCUCUUUUCUCGGCGAUGAAAGACCCCCGGCAGCCACGAAUAACGCGCGCGCGACGCGCUUUGGCAGCCACCAGAUUGCCGAUGCGGUGGAAAGAGCGUCGCAGGAAGCGUAUGCUCGGGAAAUCAGAAAAGGAAAGCAACCCGCCAGCUCACGGCUGGCGUACAUGAACACGGCUGGUGAUACUGCUACGCAACAGUCAUUUCUACUACCCGAUCUUCCCAAUCUCUCCGAAUUGGUUUCUGGUGUAUACGAAGAUGGCACGCCGGUUUUCACGCGUCAAAGUCGCGCACGAACAACACGUUUCAUGUCGCCUCCUCAUGAUGCUACCGACGUGUCGUUGACUCGUGAUCAUGUCCCUCUUGAUGCUGUCCCGAUCCCGGAAGAUGAGAAGGCUCUAUUUGUAUCCCUGAGGCUUCUACAGGAUAAGGUCUCUGAGCUUGAGAGAGCCAAGGCGGAAGCUGAAAGGAAGAUUGAAGAGGUUAAAAGCGAGAACGCUACCCUCAAGGCCGGCAAGCCUCGCGCAAAGGAUAAACAUAGCCGGACCAAAUACGACACCGAUGAGGAUGACCACCGUAAGGAUCGUCUGACCAAUGAGAACCGAAAACUUGAUGCCACCAACUUGGCUCUGCAGAACAAGCUGGACGUUGUAGAGCGCAAGGUAGAGAUCCAAGAGGCAGCAUUGAAGAGAUUGAACCGGGAACGCGAUAUGGCGGUUUCCCAAUUAGGGGUAGCUUAUCUCGAAUCCCAGGAUCUCAAAAAUGAGAUCGAGGACCUCCGCCACGAAAAUGCGGAGCUAAAAUCCCAACUUGUGAAAAUUGCUCCCUAUAUCUCAAAAAAGCGCGAAGAGACUCAACAAUCGGAACAGACGUCCGCAUCUGAAGCAAGCACUGAAGCCAGCCAAGAUAACACACAUAGCAGAAAUGUGAGUCGGGGAACUAAGGAGCUCACCAGUAAGAGUGCACGAUCGAGGACCGGGCGCCGAGAAGAUUCCAAGGCGAGAAUUUCCACCCAGGUUGACAACGAAAUCUCACGACUUGAGAAGGAGCGAGCGGAUGAAGCUCUCUUUACCAUUGAUGUACCGCGAUCGAAGGAGCCAUCUUCCAGUUCGAGCCGGUCAGGACAGCGUACCCAGACCAAGAAGUCAAACACAGGCAAGCAGCGUGUCAAGCGAGUGGUUGUGGAAGAAGUAGAUGUCACCGUUGAUACGACCGCUGAGGCUACCGGCAACACCAAGAAAUCGUCCAGCGCGGAGCAGGACCUGACCUUGCUGAGCUUUAUCGACGAACGUGAAAUUGCUCAGCUGCGAAAGACUCUAGAAGAAGAAAGAUUGGCGCGCAAACGACGACAAUCGAGUACCUCCAGGGAUCACACCUCUAACGAAACAGAGAACUCGACCCGUCGAAGUGUGUCUAAGUCGGCGGCGCCUCGGAAAUCGUCCCUAAAAGAACCCAAGGAUAUCCCUACGAGACCGGCCUCGGCUAUGGGCGACGUGACAGCGACCUCCAAAGCCAGUGAAGGGGACAGCAACUUAUCAGUGCCUAUUGAACGUCCUCGGCGACACUCCGACCACGCCGUUACCCCUCGCCGGAAGCGCCAAGUUUCCGAAGAUAUGACGUCGGCAUUCAUCCUGCCUGACAUCACGCUCCAUCGGGCUGACCUAGUAGCUGAAAAUCCGUCGCGUCUGCCUCAGUCUGCCCAACGGGCACUGGACAGCGCCACCCAACACAAUGGAAAGAACUGCACGGUGUGCAAGCGUUCUAUUCCCGGUGACUCUUGUGACCACACGCGAGAGUCGGUCAAGAUCCCUAAGCCUAUCCCGGUGUCGGAGCGUAUGCCAGAACCAUCCGUUUACAAUGAAGAACCUACCAUGCGCCCCGCACAACCGCCAGCGGUUGCCCUUGCUACAGUGCUCAAGGCGUUGGAGGACGAGCUUUCACAUCUGAAGAUGCAACUUCUAACGUACCAGGGGGCAUACAACAAACUAGACGCAUCCUUGAGCAAGCGGCAAAGGAAAUCGCUUUCUGCAAAGAUCGAGAAGCUGCUGAAGGACAUCGACAUGAAGGCCGACCAGAUUUAUGCAUUGUACGACGUGCUUGAGGGGCAGAAGAGUAAGGGUCAGGAGAUAACCGAGCAGGAGAUGGAGGUGACUCUCCAAUCGAUUGGCAUUGACGUGGGAGCGGCAAGAGCCGCUGAUGUGACUGCUACGACUGAUAAGUCGUCACAGAACAAUGCUACAGACUAUGAUAUUGAUGAUGAUGAGGACCUUCCAUGGGAAGGAAUUGAGAGCACGAUGGAUGUUACUGGUGGCAGCAAUCACAAUUGA